Messenger RNA from Saccostrea cuccullata (small rock oyster), 875 nucleotides. Its product is annotated as A disintegrin and metalloproteinase with thrombospondin motifs 9-like. The transcript has 5 exons. Gene Ontology annotation, molecular function: zinc ion binding; metalloendopeptidase activity. The record is from RefSeq and is a predicted model, not a curated record. Bases 102 to 782 code for a protein of 226 amino acids. NCBI's taxonomy places the organism in Eukaryota, Metazoa, Mollusca, Bivalvia, Ostreida, Ostreidae.
CCUGUAUCGGGGUUAUCUUCUCCAGUAAUUCUUAUGAAUGUCUGCUCCAGAGAAGAUCUUCCCUUAACAUAACACAGAUUGCUGCAGACUCCGAGUUUUAUAUGAUGGAAUCUGAGAGAAAUCCAGCCAGCUGUUCGGAGAUAAAAGAAUGCUGGCCUUCCUCUUAUGAUGGAGAAUACUGGUUAUAUCCAAAAAGAUUUGGCAGAAAAUCCCCAGUGAAGGUCUAUUGUCAUAACAUGUCUUCACCAGAAACAGCGGAGGAAUAUGUGACUCUACAAAGACAGAACUACUUUAUCGGCCAUGAUGCAUCCCAUCUGAUUUCCUUCGCGCGUUGUACUAGGAAUUCUCUUCCUAUAAUGAGAACCGAGUUUUCAAAAGUCCGAAUAAAUAUUGAGUCGAUGAGCGUUGUGCAGGAAGAUUUCACUUUUGCAAUGACAACUGGAAACAGUAGCAAAGUUGAGAAUGUACCAUUCGGUACAAGCAGCGAUUGUACUGCUGAAACUUGGUGGGAGAAACGCUGGGGGCCUUGCCAGCUGGAAGGAACAUUUCUUAUUGAUUUACAAGACACGGGACUAUCUAUUGUCAAAUCGGUCGGAUGGGUCAACGGUAGUGCAGAUUGGUUCAGUGAAAUUCGACAAUUCAGUCGAUCCGCCGACUCCACAACAGUAAGCUGCCUCGUGAUUGGUUGGUGUGGGAACUGUUUACCAAAUGAUACCAUUAUACUUGAACCUCUUACCGGAGCAGAAACAACUGGAACAGCGCAGACAGUGAUUUGUGACUGAAUGGUGAACAUUAGAUGACUUUAGUAAUGUGUUCACAAAAUUUAUAUGCUAAACUAUCCAAAUCACAUAUCAAAUUAAAAAUAUUCCGAAUUU